AUGCAAGGCAUACUAGAAUUCAUAAAAAAUCAUGCAAAGGGCGUCACAGAACAAGAGAUCACACAAAACUUCCCACUACUUUCAAAGACUGAGAUCGCUAAAGAACUUAACGCAUGCCUCAAACAUCAACAAAUAAGCUUGUUCAGAGAAAAUGGCAUUUUGUAUUACAAGUCUCUAGGAAUAAGCGGCGAUGACUACGAGCUGAUGAUAUACAACCUUGUGAGUCAAAAUGGAGGUGAAGGUGUGUGGCUCAAGACAAUAAAGGACAAAACAAACAUGCCGCACACUCUGAUUGGAAAAGUUCUCCGAAGCAUGGAAGCAAAGAGAAUCAUUAAAUCAGUCAAGUGUUUGAAGAACAACAGGAAAAUGUAUGUUUUAUACGACGAGACGCCAUCAGAGGAAAUAACAGGAGGCACAUGGUUCCAUGACAACGACGUCGACUUCGAAUGUGUAUCCAAGAUCCUUGAAAUAGUUCUGCUGUACCUCGAAAAAAACACUACAUCUGAGGAUGGACAGACAUUACCAGAGUAUGAAGCAAAUCCAACGAUAGAUGAUAUUCUGGAAUACAUAAAGAAAUUGAAUAUCUUGUCAAUUCCCUUGAAGCAUGGAGACCUAGAAGUGAUUGCAGACAUUCUUGUAUUUGAUGGAAAAGCAGAAAAGCUAUACUCUGAGGCAAUCAAUAGAUAUCGAGUGAUCAAAUAA
Ordospora colligata OC4 is the source of this 702-nucleotide messenger RNA. RefSeq names its product subunit C34 of DNA-directed RNA polymerase III. The transcript has a single exon. The record is from RefSeq and is a predicted model, not a curated record. Gene Ontology annotation, cellular component: RNA polymerase III complex. NCBI's taxonomy places the organism in Eukaryota, Fungi, Microsporidia, Ordosporidae. Gene Ontology annotation, biological process: transcription by RNA polymerase III. Bases 1 to 702 code for a protein of 233 amino acids.